Ornithodoros turicata is the source of this 6503-nucleotide messenger RNA. It is a transcript of the gene l(3)72Ab, whose product is annotated as U5 small nuclear ribonucleoprotein 200 kDa helicase-like. The record is from RefSeq and is a predicted model, not a curated record. NCBI's taxonomy places the organism in Eukaryota, Metazoa, Arthropoda, Arachnida, Ixodida, Argasidae. Gene Ontology annotation, molecular function: ATP hydrolysis activity; nucleic acid binding; ATP binding.
AUGGUUCGCGUCGUAUGACAUGCGUUUGGAAAAAUGGCGGAUGCUGCUGCUCGUUCGCUACAAUACGAGUACAAAGCGAAUUCCAAUCUCGUUUUACAAGCAGACACACGUUUGAUUGAAAGAAGACCCCGAGAUGAGGCUACCGGUGAAGUCAUCUCGCUCGUCGGUAAAUUGGACGGCUCUCGCAUGGGAGAUCGGUAUCAACGCACGAAACCGGCGAAACAAGAUGAAAAGAAGACCAAGAAACAGAAGAAGUCCGACGAAGUUAAGUACGAUGCGUCGAAAUUGAAGGGCCAGUCGCUCCUCUCGGACGGCGUCGAAGACGUCGUCGGUAUCCUGUACGACCUAAAACGUCCGAAACGAAAGCAGACGUACGAAGUCUUGCUCAGCUUCAUCCAGGAAGCGUUGGGGGACCAACCGCGCGACAUAUUAUGUGGCGCAGCAGACGAAGUCUUGGCUGUUUUGAAAACAGACCGACGAAAGAAACCGAGAGACGUAGAGAAAACGGAAAGCUCUCCUUGGUUCCCGUAGCGGAAAGAGCGUUUUGCGCUGUUGGUCAACCUCUGCAAAAAGAUCACGGACUUUGGAGUCGACGAGAAACAAGCGGUUGUCGACGAAAACAUCGACGAAACGUACGGUGUGAACGUUCAGUUUGAAGAAUCCGACGAAGAUGACGACGACAUUGUUGGUGAAGUCCGUGAAGAUGAUUCAAACGGAAAUGAAGGCGAGGACGCACACCUCGACACCAACUUAAGCGACAACCUAAAGGUCGGACAAGAAGCAAGUGGUAAGGGAUCGCAGGGACUUCACCCUCGGGAGAUCGAACGCUUAUUGGCUGCAGCGUAGCUCAGCAAGUUUUAUGACGACCCAGUAGUCGCACAGACAAAAAGCGGGCGAAGUACUCAGCAUCCUAAAGACGCCGUUGACGAUCGGGAUGUGGAAAAUCGCUCGUCCUGCUCCCUCGGCUUCAACCAGUUCGACUUCAUCAAGAUACUCCGCAAGCACAGGCAGAUGAUCAUGUACUGCACGUUGCUCGCGUGUCGCAGAGCAACCGCGGAGAAGGCGAAGCUGCGGGAGAAGAUGAUGCUGGACCCAGAGCUGGAACACAUCCUCCAGCAGCUGGAAAAUACGGAAAAGGACGACGCGGUCCAGGAAGAACGCGAGAGGCGCGCCCCCAGGUUGCGCCAGGCCCGCAUCAACGCCGAGUUGGAGCCGAUGGACGCGGAUGAAGACGGAGCCCUGCAGCUGUCCCAGUGCAAGAUGCUCGAUCUCGACGACCUCGCGUUCCAGCACGGAAGCCAUUUUAUGGCGAACAAAGCGAAUAUUUGUCAGCUCCCGGACGGCUCGUUCCGAAAGCAGCGCAAGGGCUACGAGGAGAUCCACGUUCCGGCCCUGAAGCCCAAAGCCGUUUGAAACAAACGAGACGCUGUUUCGGUCGACAAGCUGCCGAAGUAUGCCCAGCCGGCUUUCGAAGGCUUUCGGAGCCUGAACCGGAUUCAGAGUCGGCUCUACAAGGCGGCUCUGGAGAUGGACGAGAACCUCCUGUUGUGCGCCCCGACGGGCGCGGGGAAGACCAACGUGGCCCUGCUGUGCAUGAUGAGGGAGAUCGGCAAGCACAUCAACGCCGACGUCAUCAACGGCGAGGAGUUCAAGAUAAUCUACAUUGCCCCGAUGAGGUCUCUGGUGCAGGAGAUGGUGGGGAACUUUGCAAGCAGGCUCAACUCUUACAACAUCACUGUGUCCGAGCUGACGGGGGAUCACCAGCUCACGCGAGAACAGAUCAACGCGACGCAGGUCAUCGUGUGUACUCCAGAGAAAUGGGACAUCAUCACCGUAAAGGAGGCGAACGUACCCUACACGCAGCUGGUACGACUGAUGAUCUUCGACGAAAUCCACCUCCUCCACGACGAGCGCGGACCCGUCCUCGAAUCGCUCGUGGCCCGAACCAUCCGCAACAUCGAGAUGACGCAGGAAGUCAGGCUCGUCGGCCCUCAGCGCCACGUGCCAAACUACGACGACGUCGCAAACUUCCUUCGCGUCGACACCGCCCGCGGACUCUUUACUUCGACAACAGCUUCCCGGCCCGUUCCGCUGGAGCAGCAGUACAUCGGGAUAACCGAGAAAAAAGCCAUCAAGAGGUUCCAGCUCAUGAACGAGAUCCUCUGCGAGAAGGUGAUGGAGAACGCGGGAAAAAAGAUCCUCAUCUUCGUCCACUCGCGCAAGGACGGUAAGACCGCACGUGCCGUCCGCGACAUGUGUCUGGAGAAGGACACGCUAGGACACUUCCUGCGGGAGGGCUCGGCGUCCACGGAAGUCCUGCGGACCGAGGCGGACCAGGUUAAGAACCUAGAGCUGAGGGACCUGCUCCCGUACGGGUUCGGCAUCCACCACGCCGGCAUGAGCCGCGUUGACAGAACGCUGGUCGAGGACCUUGCCGACCGUCACAUCCAAGUGUUGGUGUCAACCGCGACGCUGGCUUGGGGCAGUGACUUGCCGGCUCACACCGUGAUCAUCAAAGGGACGCAGUCUACAACCCCCGAGAAGGGGCGUUGGGUGGAGCUCGGAGCACUGGACGCUCAGAUGCUCGGACGAGCAGGACGUCCCCAGUACGACACCAAGGGCGAGGGCAUACUCAUCACGAACCACAGUGAGCUCCAGUAUUACCUGUCGUUGCUGAAACAACAGCUGCCGAUCGAAAGUCAGCUCAUCGGCAAGCUGCCCGACGCACUGAACGCGGAAGAUUGUUCCUCGGAAACAUCCAGACAGUGAAAGGAGGCGUGCACCUGGCUGGGUUACACGUACCUCUACAUCCGGACUCGUGCUCCGACGCUAUACGGGAUCUCACACGACGAACUCAAGAGUAACGCUCCUGAACAGAGGCGGGCAGAUUUGAUCUACACUGCAGCAGCUCAGCUUGACAAGAGCAACCUCCUGCGCUUCGACAAGAAGUCUGGCAAACUUCCAGACUACGGAGAGUUGGGCCGAAUCGCGAGUUCUUAUUACUGCACCAAUGACAUGGCCACCUAUAACCAGCUGCUGAAGCCGAUCAGCGAGAUCGAGCUCUUCAGGGUCUUUUCGCUUCGGAGAGAGUUCAAGAACAUCAUCCGCGAGGAAGAGAAACUGGAGCUCCAGAAGUUGAUGGAACGAGUGCCGAUUCCAAUCAAGGAGAGUAUGGAAGAACCAACGGCAAAUGAACGUCUCCUGCAGGCGUACAUAUCGCAGCUCAAGCUGGAGGGUCUCGCGUUGAUGGCGGACAUGGUGUUUGUGACGCAGAGCGCCGCUCGACUCAUGAGGGCAAUCUUUGAGAUCGUUCUGCACCGUGGAUGGGCCCAGCUCGCCGAUAAAGCGUUGAGCCUCUGCAAGAUGAUAGACAAGCGCAUGUGGCAGUCCAUGACCCCACUUCGCCAGUUCCGGAAGGUUCCGGAUGAGGUCAUCAAGAAGGUCGAGAAGAAGAACUUCCCCUGGGACAGACUCUACGAUUUGGGGGUCAGCGAGAUUGGUGAGCUGCUCCGCAUGCCAAAGCUGGGCAAGCUGGUCCACCGCUAUGUCCACCAGUUCCCGAAGCUGGAGCUGUCUGCACACAUACAGCCAAUCACGAGGUCUGUGCUCCGCGUCGAGCUCACCAUCACACCAGAUUUCCAGUGGGACGAGAAAGUGCACGGUACAUCCGAGGCAUUCUGGAUCCUCGUUGAGGAUGUCGACAGUGAAGUGAUUCUUCACCACGAGUACUUCCUGCUCAAGAGCAAGUUCGCUCAAGACGAGCACCUCGUCAAGUUUUUCGUACCCGUCUUCGAACCGCUCCCUCCGCAGUACUUCAUCCGAAUCGUGUCGGACCGAUGGAUCGGGUCAGAAACUCAGCUUCCAGUGUCGUUCCGUCACUUAAUCCUGCCAGAAAAAUACCCACCUCCGACGGAACUGCUGGACCUGCAGCCCCUGCCGGUGUCUGCGCUUCGCAAUCCAUCGUUUGAAGCACUCUACAAGGACAAGUUCCCCUUUUUCAACCCGAUCCAAACGCAAGUAUUCAACGCGGUCUACAGUAGCGAUGACAACGUCUUCAUUGGAGCCCCCACCGGAAGUGGGAAGACCAUAUGCGCGGAGUUCGCCAUGCUGCGACUCUUUUCGCAGAUCCCGGAGGGCCGUUGCGUCUACGUGACGCCCAAGGAGGCCCUCGCGGAAAUCGUCUACACCGACUGGACGCAGAAGUUCUCCCUGGCCCUCAACAAGAAGGUGGUCAUCCUGACCGGCGAGACCGGCACGGAUCUGAAGCUACUGGCGAAGGGCAACAUCAUCAUCAGCACGCCGGAGAAGUGGGACGUCCUGUCGCGGCGUUGGAAACAGCGGAAGAACGUGCAGAACAUCAACCUGUUCAUCGUGGACGAGUUGCAUCUUGCCGGCGGUGAUGACGGACCGGUGCUCGAAGUCAUCUGCUCCCGAAUGCGGUACAUUUCGUCGCAGAUCGAGCGCCAGAUACGCAUCAUCGCGCUGAGCUCUUCGCUGGCCAACGCGCGCGACGUGGCGCAGUGGCUCGGCGCAAACGCCAACGCCACCUUCAACUUCCACCCGAACGUUCGGCCGGUGCUGCUCGAACUGCACACAGGAUUCAACAUUACCCACAAUGCAUCGCGUCUGCUGGCCAUGAGCAAGCCAGUUUAUCAGGGCAUCAUCCGAUACUCUCCCAACAAGCCCGUCAUCGUGUUUGUUCCGUCGCGCAAGCAGACCCGGCUCACGGCCAUCGAGAUCCUCACCUACUCCGCGUCAGAGGGCGAAGCCGGAAAGUUCCUCCACUGCACCGAGGACGACUUGAAGCCGUUCUUGGACAAGAUCACCGACAAGACGUUGAAGGAGACGUUGACCAGUGGCGUGGCGUACCUCCACGAGGGCCUGAGCACGGCCGACCAAAGACUCGUCGAGCAACUCUUCGACAGCGGGGCGAUACAGAUCGUCGUCGUGUCGCGGAGUCUCGGCUGGGCGCUCUCUCUCUCCGCCCACCUUGUCAUCAUCAUGGACACACAGUUUUAUAAUGGCAAAAUACACGCCUACGAAGACUAUCCAGUGACCGACGUCCUCCAGAUGGUCGGGCGCGCGAACCGUCCGCUCCUCGACGAAGAUGGCAAAUGCCUUCUGCUCUGCCAGGCGUCGAAGAAGGACUUCUUCAAGAAGUUCCUGUACGAACCGCUUCCAGUGGAGAGUCACCUGGACCACUGUCUCCACGACCACUUCAAUGCCGAGAUAGUCACCAAGACUAUUGAGAACAAGCAAGAUGCGGUGGACUACCUCACUUGGACUUUCCUGUACCGUCGGAUGACGCAGGAAUCGAACUACUACAACCUCCAAGGCGUGACGCAUCGACACCUCUGACACCUGUCGGACCUCGUCGAGAACACUCUGAACGACCUUGAGCAGUCCAAAUGCAUCAGCAUUGAAGACGAAAUGGACGUCGCGCUCAACCUCGGAAUGAUCGCUGCAUACUACUACAUCAAUACACCGACCAUCGAGCUCUUCAGCAUGUCGCUCAACGCAAGACAAAGAUCAGGGGCCUGCUGGAGAUCAAUCAGCUCUGCGGCUGAGUACGAGAACAUUCCCAUCCGCCACACGAAGACAAACAUCCUCCGCCAGCUCUACAACAAGCUUCCGCAACUGACCAACCCGAAAUUCAGCGACCCCCACGUCAAGACAAACCUUCUCCUGCAGGCCCACCUGUCAAGAAUGCAACUCUCGGCCGAGCUCCAGUCCGACACGGAAGACAUCCUCGGAAAAGCGAUACGUCUCGUACAGGCGUGUGUGGACGUCCUCAGUUCCAACGGGUGGCUCACUCCCGCCCUCGGCAUGGAGUUGGCGCAGAUGUCCACCCAGGCACUCUGGAACAAGGACUCCUACCUGAAGCAGCUCCCACACUUCAACUCAGAGAUUGUAAAGCGGUGCCAGGAACACGGGGUCGAGACAGUCUUCGACAUCAUGGAGAUCGACGACAAGGACCGAGACAAGUUGCUGCAGAUGAACGAGGUCCAGAUGGCGGACGUAGCAAAAUUCUGCAACCGCUACCCCAACAUCGAGCUGAGGUACGACACUCGAAAGGAGCACAUCCGACACGGGUCGACGGUCAACAUAGUCGUCCAGCUGGAGAGGGAAGACGAAGUCGUCGGACCGGUCAUUGCGCCGUUCUUCCCGCAACGGGAAGAGGGAUGGUGGGUCGUCAUUGGAGAGGCGAAGAGCAACUCCCUAAUUUCUAUCAAGAGGUUGAGUCUGCAGCAAAAGGCAAAGGUAAAGCUGGACUUUGUGGCGCCCUCCCCCGGGGAGCACACGUACACCCUGUACUUCAUGAGCGACUCGUACAUGGGUUGCGACCAGGAAUACAAGUUCCAAAUUCGGGUGGGCCAGAUGGACUCGCGGAAGCGUGCAGCAAGCGACAGUGAUUGAGCGGCUCUCAGUCAUGUGUUUCUGUUUUUGGUUUUGUAAAUAUGCUGUCGUUAUUCAUCAUUGUAAUAAAAAGCUUUGUUCCUGUA